ACUGACGUCACAAGUCACGUGUGUGUUUGUGAAGCUACAGUGGCGUUCACAUCAUCAGUUUGGCCAUAGAUUCGCAAAAUGGACACAGAUUAUGCUGAAUAAACCUCACCACAGAAAGAAAGUUCCUGUGCGUCAGUACCGACUCCCGCUGCAGCGAGGAUGUUUCCCAGCCUGGCCGCCCACAGACCGUGGCAUGUUUUCCGCAGGGUCUCAUUGCAACAGAGAUCGUCCCUGUCACAGCGGCCCCCGAGGUUUCCGCAGCUGUGCCACGGUUGGCAAAGCGGAGGGCUACACAGCGUAUGGUUCAGCCUCCCAGACUGCCGUGUAGUUUCUCUAGGGUUGGGCAAGGUCCAGUAUUACUCUACCUCUGAUACCGGUAAAGAUGGGCCCCCAAAACCACCAUCGGGUGAUGCCCCCUCUGCAGCAAAGGUUUUAUCUGGUGCUGCACAAGCCAGCCCAGAAUCACCAGGUGCAACACCUAAGGGUCUGACUAAAGCAGAGACAAUUCAAGUGAAAGUUCGUGCUGUCCUGAAGAAAAGGGAAUAUGGAGCCAAAUACACUCAGAACAACUUCAUCACUGCAGUCAGAGCGAUGAAUGAGUUCUGCCUUAAACCAAGUGAUUUGGAACAACUCCGGAAGAUCAGAAGGCGCAGCCCCCAUGAUGACACAGAGGCUUUCACUGUCUUCCUGCGCUCAGACGUUGAGGCCAAAGCACUAGAUGUUUGGGGAAGCCAUGAAGCUCUGGCCAGAGAGAGAAACCUCAGGAAAGAGGUGGAGCGAGAGUACCAAGAGAGUAGGUUUUUAUCUGUUAAAUACAUAAGGCAGUAAUAAUGUCUCUUAUCUUUCAUAAAGCCACGAUCAGGCCAGAGGACGACAUUUCUACAAGGGCCAGGGAAGGUGGUCAUGGUUGCUAUUUGCAUAAAUGGGCUGAAUUUCUUCUUCAAGCUCCUGGCUUGGGUCUACACUGGAUCAGCUAGCAUGUUCUCUGAAGCCAUCCACUCUUUGGCCGACACGUGCAACCAGGCUCUGCUCGCUCUGGGAAUCAGCCAGUCUGUCCGCAACCCAGAUGCCGUGCACCCAUAUGGCUUUUCCAACAUGCGCUACAUUGCCUCCCUCAUCAGUGGGGUGGGCAUUUUUAUGAUGGGAGCAGGCCUCUCUUGGUACCACGGCAUCAUGGGAUUGCUGCACCCGGAGCCCAUCGAGUCUUUGUUAUGGGCUUACUGUAUUUUGGCGGGCUCUCUGGUGUCUGAAGGAGCCACGUUACUGGUUGCCAUCAAUGAGAUAAAGAGGAGCGCCCGCCAGCAAGGAUUGUCUUUUUAUGAAUAUGUGAUGCAGAGCCGAGACCCCAGCACCAACGUGGUGCUGCUGGAGGACGCUGCUGCUGUGCUGGGAGUUAUUCUGGCUGCUGGUUGCAUGGGGCUCACCUCACUUACAGGUAACCCGACCUAUGAUAGCUUGGGCUCUCUUGGCGUUGGCACGUUGCUGGGCGCAGUCUCCGCCUUCCUCAUCUACACUAACACAGAGGCCCUGCUGGGACGCUCCAUACAGGCUGAGCGCGUGCAGAAGCUCACAGAGUUUCUGGAGAACGAUCCUGCUGUAAGGGCCAUCCACGAUGUGAAGGCCACGGAUAUGGGACUGAGUAAAGUGCGCUUCAAGGCUGAAGUUGACUUUGAUGGCCGCGUGGUGACACGUUCUUAUCUGGAAAAACAAGACAUUGACCAAAUCCUCAACGACAUUCAGCAGGUGAAAACCCCGGAGGAGCUGGAGAACUUCAUGCUCAAACACGGAGAGAACAUCAUCGACACCCUGGGAGCUGAGGUGGACCGCUUGGAGAAAGAGCUCAAACAACGCAACCCAGAGGUCCGUCAUGUAGACUUGGAGAUACUAUAACAUCCCGAAAUGCCACGAAGAAGAAGCUGGAAGGAUGGCCGCGCCUGCCUCUGCAAACUGCCUCUUUCUGACUACAAAACAAACACAGACAACAAACCCGCACAACUUCUCAAGUCUUACUGUAGAAUAGUCCAGAAGGAUGAGCACAGUGUUCGAGCAGCUAUGCCCGAGCUUCAGUCUGGGAUCUGUGAGUUCACCCUGCCAGAGAUCCACUUUCACAUUCCAGUGCGAGUGUUUCUGGCAGAAGACUGACGCUGUCAUUAGGCUCCUUGAAUUCGCACACAAACUACGACAGCGUCGUCCACCGGCUGGUUGCUUAGACUCACAUUCCUCCAUAAAGGUGUCACGAUGUGGGCUCAUGUCUGUGUCUGAAGCGAGAACAGGACCAGUGUCGUUUACUAGACUUUAAUGAUCACAGUGAUAGAGUUUCCUUUAUUAGUGCAGAAGGAAACCAAAGAGCUACAAUUUCAACCCAGACUUAUUUAAUGACUAGACAAUGUUAGAGGUUUUUUCUUUCUGUUUCCUUUUAAUGUAAAACUGAAGACCGCAGGUUCUCUAAUGAAGACAGAAUUUGUGAUGAAUAGAUUUUUAUUGCGAUUAUAGAAAGUCAAAUGGUAUUAUUGAGAUAUUUGAUUUAAUAGGUAGAGUGGAUAUAGUAGGACUUGAUGUUAUGAAUACAAGUUGUCUAACCUGGAUUUGCAGAGUUUCCACCAGAAACGUUGACAGGCCUGAGCAGCAGCACUCGAUAAGUCCGGGUUGUGUAAAGUUUUAUCACUUUUUUUUUUUACAUUCGAUCGGCUUUACAUGAUUCACAGUUCAAAAUAAGCCAGUCUCCCACACUGGGCCUUGGUGCAGGCCGGCAUUGCAUCCUCAGUCUCAAAUGAGCUGUUUUAUCCUGGUUACUUUAAGCUAACCGUCUUUUGAUUGGCUGCCCUUCAGCAGAUGGCUUAAACAUGUGGGCGGGGCUUCUCUGCUCACAGAGCUGUGUUCCUGCAAUGGCCAUUUUGGGAGGACUGGCUCGCUAUGUCAUCAUACAUGGCAAAACAAAAAGAAAGCUUCUGGCACACGGGGGUUACUUGUGCAUAUGCUGACCUCAUUCUUUGAAAGCUUUGCCAUGUUUAAUAUGAUCCUCCACCAUAAAUAUAGGACAGGAGGACAAGCACAGGAGCCCUGUGACACUGAGGAACUGGACAGCUAGCACUACAUCUCCAAACACAAGCGAGCAAACAGCCUGUAUCAGCAGGAGAGAUCAAGAUGAAUGCUCACAUAAUCCAAGUGUGACUGAGAGUCAAAUAUCAGCUGAACACCAUUAAGGCAUAACGUUUGUCCUGCUAACUCUUUCAAACAGCUGUUUUAUAUGUAUAAUGUAUAUGUAUACACCAGCUGGCAGAGUUGGGAGCCUAAUAAGAUCCAGUAGCUAACUAACAGUUGGCGCUUUUAAACCAGGUUGGGCCGCUGGACUUAAUACAGUUUGGAAACCCUGCACUGUAUUAUUGUUCUCAUUUAAUGGGUCAUAAUCUUAAACAAGCUCUGAUGACGACAUCACUGACUUUACAUCUCUAAACGCUGUUCGUAGGGUUAGAAAUUGUCUCGUCACGUGACUGAUUGUAUUGUUCCAAAGACAAAAUGCAGAAGGAAUGCAAAUGUCCUCGCCUCUUGUCCACGGUGUAUAAAUAAGUGAUCUCUAAUGAAGACGAGUGGACCAGCUACCUUUGAUUUCUUUUUCUGUUUUUUGAAGUCCACCAACAGCUGAAAACUUUGGCAUUGUCACCCUGUGGAGCAUGUGGCAAAAAAGUUACUCCUUCAUAAUGUAUCACUAAUAUUCUGUAUAAACCGGACUGUGAUGCUGUGUUUGCUUGUCUUUGUUUGCCGUUGACACAUGAUCAACUUGCCAACGUGCUGUCAUGCUGCAGGAGGGCCGCAGUCAUUGCGCCUUGGUUGGGAAGGCAGAUCUGUGUUUCUGAAGGUGAUUGUGAACUGUUUCUUCUUGGGUCAUAACGAGGACGCUACUGUUGAAGGACAUGGGACGAAUAUGAGAUAAUUUAUUAAAUUAUUUUUGGUUUC
This is a messenger RNA of Neolamprologus brichardi, 3954 nucleotides long. The record is from RefSeq and is a predicted model, not a curated record. NCBI's taxonomy places the organism in Eukaryota, Metazoa, Chordata, Actinopteri, Cichliformes, Cichlidae.